Molecule: messenger RNA, 4482 nt
Organism: Epinephelus lanceolatus (giant grouper)
Lineage: Eukaryota; Metazoa; Chordata; Actinopteri; Perciformes; Serranidae
Source: RefSeq, a predicted model, not a curated record
AUGAGCUGUGAGAGACCUGUCAGUCCCGGGGCGGGUUGGUGCUCGCGGCGGCCGGUUAUCGAUGCUAGCUGACCCGUGAAAAUGACUUUUGAGGUCUUGUGAGGUCGGGUUACCGUUCAGCCAUGUUGCAGGAGACCGAGAGGAGAGGGAGGGAGGAAGGGGGGGACAAGGAGGUGGGGGUAACGGCUGGGCUCUUGACACCUGCCCUCGUUCCCGGUAACCGCAAAAAAAUCCGUGAAAAACGUCUAAAUUGGCGGUUGAGCGGUAGGUGAUAGUCUCCCGCCAUCCCACACCGGGAAAUGACUUUCUGACUCGGUGUGUCGGGGAGUCUGAGUGCCGUUCAGCCAUGUUGCAGGGGGAGGGAGAGAUAACUAGCUAACGGCGGGGCUCCGGGGGUUUUGACACCGACCGACCGACACCGAGGGGAGGAGGGGAGGGGGUUAUGGAGAAAACUGGUGCCCGGUCAUUUUCGCUCCCCUGGCGGAUGCGGAUGCGGUGGCGGCAGCCCGUACUGUGUCGCCUAGAGACGGAGGCAGGAGGCUGAACGAAACGGGGUCGACGAGGGUAACGUUAGUGAGUGAACCGAGGCGAUGAACGGGCUGUCGGUCAAUGAGAGCCAGCAACAGAGAAACCUCCCUCGUUUUUUCCUCUCUGUCUCCGGUUCCUCCUCUACCUCGAUCUCUCCUUCUCUUCUCUAUCAUGCUCUCCUCACUUCCAUAUGUUCAAAAACACAGUCGUCUUAUUUUAGCAACGCUGCCUUCCUCCUCCUCUUCUUCCUCCUCUUCCUUCUCUCUUGCCCUCCUCUCUUCUGAGUUUUGACUCCCUCUCUUUUUUUUUUCUUUUUUUUUACAAACACACACACGCACACACACACACACACACACACACACACACACCCCGGAAAAUGAAGCGUGGGUCGAGUGUGUUGCAGCCUCCCUCUGAUGCAGCCAAACGACACACACACCCUGCAAACACACACACAAAGACACACACCAGCGAUGAUGCUCGCUCGCUGAGCGUGCCUGACAUGCGCGCCGAACACACACCAGAUGCACACGCCACGGGUUCGAGUCCCUUCCCAGCAGCCACCUCUCUCUUCAGCCCUGAUGUCAGCACCAAGAUGGCGUCCGACCUCCUCAUCAGGCUGUCAGAGGCGACCCAGAAGGCCCAGUUGCAUCCUGGGAGGCAGGCAGAGGCGGAGGUGCGCGGUGGGCAGCAGGACGAGCCCGGCCUCGCUCUGUCACCUGACGGCCCCGGGGCGAGUCCCGAGCCGCCGUCACUCUCACACACACCCGAUGGCAACACUGCCACAGACACACUGGCUUCAGACCUGCUGAGGAAACUGGCAGAGCGGCAGGAAGUGAGCAGCCAUGUGGUGAGGGUCAAAGAAGAAGAAGAGCCCAUGGAGGUCGACUCAUUGGUUGCCUCUGACAUCAUCCACAAUCGAGCAGUCCCAAAAGAGAUAACCCCACCUCCCCCUGAGAUGGCGAGCCACCACCUCUUCAGCAUUAAAACAGAAGACCAGGUGGCGGAGCAGCUGCACCCUGGAGCCAAAAUGGCCGACCAGUGUCUCCAUGGCCUUAAAAUAGAAGACACGUUUUACACUGGAGGCUGCCAGCCUGGCUCUAAGACUGCAGACAGCGUCGUUUCUGGAGCCAACAAGUUUCAGUUCAGAGUGAAACUGCAGGAUCAUGGCCCCUCUGGAGCCAAGAUGGAGGACCGGCUUCUAUCUGGAGCCAAGUUGGAGGACCAGCUUCUCUUUAAAGCAAAACUUGCAGAGCGGCCCUUCUCUGCUGCCAAAAUGAGCAACAAGUUCCUCUCUGGGGUCAAGAUGGAGGACCAGUUUCCUCCAGGAGCCAAGAUGGAGAACCAGCUUCUCUUUGGAACCAAAAUGGAGAACCGGCUUCUUCCCGGGGCCAAGAUGGCGGACCACGUUUUCUCAGGAGCAAAGACGGAGGAGCAGCUGUUCUUUGGAGCCAAGAUGGAGGACCAGUGCCUCAGAGCCGUGCUGUGGCAGGACAUGUCGGUGAACCUGGCGUCCACGCUGCUGCACCAGCUCUCAGAGAGAGUCAGUAAAUCCAACAGUCGUCUGGUGGAGAGGACGACCCCGCCCAUCAGAAGCAGUCCUGUUUUGAAGGUGAAUGUGGACCCACUCCGCUCCUCCCCUCUUCUGAGCCCCCAGCAGCCUCCACAUGAAACCAAAACCAGCCUCAGCAGAGAUCAGACCACAGGUUGCCCUUACUUCUACAGGUGUCAUGUGUGCGGCUUUGAGACGGACGGGCGCACCCUUUUCCAGAGUCACAUGACUGAGCACCGCCAAUGGGAGCACAGCUCCUUCUCGCUGCACUGCUGCGUGUGCGACCACUCGACCAAUCAGGAGGCAGAGAUGAGGGCUCACGCCAACACGCACAUACAGGGGACCACAGGAGCCAAUGGAGAGAUCAGAUGCCCCGUCACCCCUCCUGCCGCCGCCUCCAGCAGCACUCCGUCAGUUGCCAUGGCAACCCAGCCGGAAAAUAGCACCUCUGAGCAUCGCUGCCGCAUCUGCCAGAGGUCGUUUCCAGGGCAACAGGAGCUGCUGGUUCACUUCCAGGGUCAUCGCCAAGGCAACCAGUACCGGUGCGACCGGUGCGGCCACCUGACGCGGACAGCCAACAAGCUGGUGGAGCAUGUGCGCGUGCACACGGGGGAGCGCCCGUUCACCUGCGACCUUUGCCCGUACAGCGCCAAGCGGCGGGACAGUCUGCGCCUCCACUGCAAGGUCAAACAUCCCGGCGACGUGCACACACACCGGUCAUACGUGCUCGGAGACAAUCAGCGCUCAAACAAACACGUUCAGCGGCUGCACACACCGCCGAACACACACACUGCUGCACCCUCCUCCCUUCCUCCUCUUCAUCCUUCGCUCUCUGACCGGGCAGGAUGGAGGGAUCUGUCUCCUCUCCUCCCUAUCACCACACUCAUUUCUCUGAAACCACGCUCUCCUUCAUCCUCCUCAUCCUCCUCCUCCCCCUCCCCCUCCUCCUCCUCCUCCUCCUCCUCCUACUCGUCUUCCUCCACCAAACACUCUUUCCUCAGUUACCUUGGUCUGACAACUUCUUUGUAAAUGCUGUUUUCCUUUGUCUCCUCUCCUCUCCUCUCCUCUCCUCUCCUCUCCCCCUCUUCUCCUCAUCUCCUUCUCUCUCCUCCCACCCAUCCUCUCCUCGGGUGCUUUUCUUUAUGCUAACAUGUCUCCUCGAUUCCUUACUUGCAUCUCCUCCUCAAGUCUAACCUCCCAGUGAGGAUGUGAGAGAGAGAUGCGUAGGAUACACCCGUGUUUCCUCGCUCUAAGCUCUUCCAAGAGCCUCCUCUCUCCUUGUCUCCUCGAGGUGCGUUUCUGGCGGAGGGGGAAACAAUGUCAGAGUCACAGGAGGAGAGAGGACGCGAGGAAGCGUGAGUUAGCGUAAUAAAAAACACCUCUUGUCUCCUCUCCUCUCUUUAUUUCUUCUCCUUUUCUUAUGUCCCCUCUCCUUGUCUUCUCUCCUCCCCUCCUCUCCUCCUCUAUCCAUCGUGUGGACUUUUAAAGUGAUGGAUGUAAAGCUCUGUAAUGUAUCCGAGGUACUGUCACUCAACACUAUGUAUGAGAAUGUCAAUCAGAUACUGUUAUAUGCUCAAUGCACUGAAAACACACAGAUAAGGAACGUUUUCAAUUUAUUCGACUUUUGCAUCAUGCUCGUGAUUUCUGCUGCAUUCCUGCCUGCUUUUAGCCCGUCAUAUAACCACUGAACUCUUAGCUAUUUAACCGUGUGACAUAUUUAUUGCCUGUCGCUCCUGUCCUUCAGAAACCCUGCACUUUGAAGAUCCUCCCGUUGCACAUUUAAAAGCACGAGACGCUUCGGUUGAAGAAUCAUUUAUUGAUCCUGAUGUUUUAUUGUGGAGAAAAUCACUGCAGCCAGGAGGGUGAGAUGAUGUCACCUGUUUCCAUUAUAUUUAGAAAUGUAUGUAAUCUAUUUUUAGAUUCUGGGGGUAUUAAAAUAUAACUCGGUACAUUUACUCAAGAGGUGAACUUCAAGGUAGACUAUGCAGAAAACUGUCAGCUUGGCAUUUUGCCUCGCCAUGUUUGCAUGUUUUUUGGCGCUGUAUCCACGGUUUUUGCAGCUUCCUCUUGGAUGGGUGCUGCUCAUGAAGUCCUGCCUUCACUGUGCCCAGGAACGUCUUAUAAUUCAACCCGGUCUCACUGCGAACUUGUUGAAAUCUGAUGCUUGGGCAGUGACUUGCGGCGUCAGACACAGAUGAAAAAAGACCUUUAACGUUGGCAUGAUAUGCAGCUGGUUGCUGUUACAGUUUAACAGUGCCUGGGAGCGUCGGGGGGAAACACAGCAGAACAAGGACUAAUGUGAAGGUGGUGACAGUCCAACUGGGGCGGGAGCGGUGGUGGAUGGGUCCAACAAACACCGACUUUCACCUGAGAGAGCGGUGUUCACGUCCCGUAAGAUUCUAAAA